Ochotona princeps (American pika) is the source of this 1392-nucleotide messenger RNA. It is a transcript of the gene CCR2, whose product is annotated as C-C motif chemokine receptor 2. The coding region runs from base 227 to 1309 and encodes 360 amino acids. Gene Ontology annotation, cellular component: membrane; cytoplasm. The transcript has 2 exons. Gene Ontology annotation, biological process: G protein-coupled receptor signaling pathway; positive regulation of monocyte chemotaxis; immune response. Lineage: Eukaryota; Metazoa; Chordata; Mammalia; Lagomorpha; Ochotonidae. Gene Ontology annotation, molecular function: C-C chemokine receptor activity. The record is from RefSeq and is a predicted model, not a curated record.
GUGUGUGUGUGUAUGCUUCAAAUCUUUACCAUUGCUGGCCCUUGUAUCUCCGCCUUCUCGUUCUGCAGGAAACUUUAUUUCCUACUUCUGCACACCAAGUUUCUACCUCCAGAUCUGCCUGGUGCUGUGGCUGAGAAGCCUGACACACCCGUGUCCCCGGGGAGCAGCCAUCCACUGAACAGGAGACUGGUGGGCCCAGACCCUUUUCCCUGGUUCACCCACAACCAUGCUGCCUACGGCGCACUCCCUGCUGAUGGACAGCAUCCUUAGCAGCCCUGAGGAAGCCACUACCAUGUACGACUAUGAAUACAACCUGCCCUGUCACAAGUUAGACGUGAAAAUGUUUGGAGGCCUGAUCCUGCCCCCGCUCUACUCGCUGGUGUUCAUCCUGGGCUUAGUGGGCAACCUGCUGGUCAUCCUCACCCUGGUCAACUGCAAGAAGCUCAAGAGCAUGACUGACAUCUACCUGCUCAACCUGGCCGUGUCCGACCUGAUGUUCCUGUUGACACUCCCUCUGUGGGCUCACUAUGCUGCCCACGGGUGGGUUUUUGGAGAGGCCCUGUGCAGGUUAUCUAUAGGGCUGUACCACCUGGGCUAUUUUAGUGGCAUCUUCUUUAUCAUCCUCCUGACCAUCGACAGGUACCUGGCCAUCGUGCACGCUGUGUUUGCUUUAAAAGCCAGGACAGUCACCUUCGGGGUGGUGACCAGCGGGGUCACCUGGGUGGUGGCUCUGCUGGCCUCUGUACCCGGAAUCCUGUUUACCGAAUUCCAAGAGGAAAAGUCUCAUUAUACCUGCGGUUCCAAUGUUCCUUUCAGAUGGAAGAAUUUCCACACAGUCAUGAGGACUGUCUUGAGCCUGAUCCUGCCCCUGCUUGUCAUGGUCAUCUGCUACUCAGGGAUCCUCAGGACACUGCUUCGUUGUCGCAACGAGAAGAGGCGGCACCGGGCUGUGCGGCUCAUCUUCGCCAUCAUGAUCAUCUAUUUCCUCUUCUGGACUCCCUACAACAUCGUCCUCCUCCUGAACAACUUCCAGGAGGCUUUUGGUCUGAACAACUGUGACAGCAGCAGCCAACUGGACCAAGCCAUGCAGGUGACAGAGACGCUGGGCAUGACGCACUGCUGCAUCAACCCAGUGAUCUACGCCUUUGUUGGGGAGAAGUUCCGCAGGUACCUCUCGACGUUUUUCCGAAAGCACAUAGCCAAACGCCUCUGCAAACAGUGUCCGGUCUUCUAUCGGGAGGCAGCGGAUCGAAUGAGCUCCACAUACACCCCCUCCACCGGAGAGCAGGAAGUCUCAGCUGGCCUCUGAGGAGCAGUGGCCUCUGGCUCUUUUUAAAAGCCUCAAGGGCUUUUUGAAGAACAGAGACCCAUAGGGGACAAGAGGUUCAGGGU